Aplysia californica (California sea hare) is the source of this 1561-nucleotide messenger RNA. RefSeq lists its product as uncharacterized. The record is from RefSeq and is a predicted model, not a curated record. Lineage: Eukaryota; Metazoa; Mollusca; Gastropoda; Aplysiida; Aplysiidae. The coding region runs from base 435 to 1460 and encodes 341 amino acids. The transcript is spliced from 2 exons.
GUUUAAUGUUACAGGCUCCACCUGAUCAAUAGGCGAGAGCGACCCUGGAGCCCGUUAGAUAGCCCUGGACACGCCAGUGGUCAGCCCUGUGAGAACUACCCGUACCCGAUCCGACACCUGCUCAGGGAACACGCCAUUGACAGAAAGUAAGCGAUUUACGCAAGGCGAGUUUAGAAACUGUAAGCCAACUUGUGUGUGGGAUCUAAACUGUUGGUUCAGUUGUUAGAAAUCAUCCUGAGAGCUAUUUGCUGGCUAGAAUUUUCUUUAUAAUGUCUUAGCAGUGAAACAGGACAGACCAAGGCUAAAUGCGCCUCUGUUAUUUGCUCAUCUGCCGCCACUUCUUUCCUGACCUCCACCAGUAACCUCGACAAUCGGAGUUAUCGGCCAUGGACCCUCGCUUUGCUCAACACAUUUCCAGAUGAGCCAUUACAGAGAUGAUCAUGUCGGCAAUGUCAUCGUUUAAGAGAAAAAGAAUCGAAACUUGGUGUGAAGAAGUAGCGCAGUAUCUGAGAAAUGGCACCAUAUGCAGGUCCGUCAUUGGCCACGUAGCAGAAGACGGUAUAUGCGGGAACUCUGUCGUGUCAGCGGGUGAGAACGGAGAGCACAUCGAGAACCGGGAAAAUAUCCUAAACCAUAAUGGUGGUGGUGUUGACGCUAUUUAUAACGGGAGGAACGGUACUUCCCACAGCAACAACAGAGUGGAAAAUGCUCACAGAAUCAACGGACACGCCUUAGGGGCUGCUGACUCUUUGCUCAACACCAAAAGGGACAGCAUUAGCGGGUCUUUUCCGUUUGUGAAGUUGACGUAUAAUCAUUACCAUGAACAGAGGAGGAAGAUUGACAGAUUAGUACAAGGCUUGCCUGUUCUUAAUGCGAAUAGCGUGUCAACGAUUGACAGGCCUUCCUCCAAAGCAUCCACUGACGAUCAUGUGCCCAUCAUCAUCGUCAACGGGGAGGAGCCAGUGAGAAACCCCCACACUCGCUCUCGCUCCUCGUCUCAACCCCGCCGACACACCCAUCAACACAGCCACGCCCACUUUGUCAGUGGAAGCCACACCCACAACAACAACGGCUUGCAGCUGCAAGCGCCACAUACGGCGAGACAGCUUGCAGCGCAGCAAGGAGCCGGACAUUUCCGGUCAGCCAGCGGUCCACGACGAUCUGGAAACCACGUGACAUAUGAGCCAGGACGUGUCAGACGGAGCAACAGCGGCGCCGCGAGACUCUAUGACGUCAAACACAGCCAGAUGUCACCGGAAGUGGCCGUCACUGUUGACCCUGACCUGGGCCUGUCCAGCGCUGAGAGAAUAGACAGGAUCAAAACGGCGCCCGCCCCGAACAGGAAUGUGACCAGAGCGAGACAGAGGAUCUUGAACAGGCGGAAUAAUAACAGAGUCUUAGAGCACACCUCACAGAUCCCGCUGCAGAACUGUUGGGCCAUGGCGGAGCUAACCUGGUGAGGACUAAUCUGAUGACGUCACCUUCUGUAAGCUCCACAAAACACUGAUACAGCAUGUUAACUAACACGGCCGAAAUAGCCCACUUCGACUCGUUGGGAUUG